Molecule: messenger RNA, 1297 nt
Organism: Dermatophagoides farinae (American house dust mite)
Lineage: Eukaryota; Metazoa; Arthropoda; Arachnida; Sarcoptiformes; Pyroglyphidae
Product: mitoferrin-1
Biological process (GO): iron import into the mitochondrion
Cellular component (GO): mitochondrial membrane
Molecular function (GO): ferrous iron transmembrane transporter activity
Source: RefSeq, a predicted model, not a curated record
GAUUGUGAUUUAAUUAUUACGAUUUUUUGAUCAUAUUUCAAAUUUAUUUAUAAUGUUGGGAUUAUUUUCAUCACCACCGAUGACUACUACUAAUACUGCUACAAUUACAAAUAUUAAUAACAACAACAACAACAAUGAAAUACUCGAUGGUGAUGAUUAUGAAUCGAUGCCUGAAUCAUCAAGUGUUGGUGUACAUAUGAUGGCCGGUGCAAUGGCUGGCAUGAUGGAACAUGUACUAAUGUAUCCACUUGAUUCUGUAAAGACUCGAAUGCAAACACUGAGACCAAAUCCAAAUGCAUCAUAUCGUUCAGUGCCGGAAGCAUUAUAUAAAAUGAUACGUUAUGAAGGUCUUUUAAGGCCAAUUAAAGGUGUAUCAGUGGUAUUUUUCAGUGCCGGACCAGCACAUGCCUUAUAUUAUUCUUGUUAUGAAAGAAUGAAAUUAAUACUAAGUGGUACGACAAUCAGUUAUGAUCAGACACAUCUUUCUCAUGGAGCGGCUGGUUGUUUGGCCACAUUGUUACAUGAUGCCGUCAUGAAUCCAGCCGAAGUGAUUAAACAACGAAUGCAAAUCUAUAAUAGUCCUUAUAGAUCAAGUCUUCAAUGUAUGGCCGAUGUUUUCAAACAAGAAGGUUUUCGUGCAUUCUAUCGUAGUUAUUAUACAAGUCUAGUGAUGAAUGUUCCAUUUCAAAGUAUACAUUUUAUGACUUAUGAAGUGAUGCAAAAUUUCUUUAACAAAAAUCGUGAAUAUAAUGCACGUGUACAUGUUAUAUCGGGUGCAAUGGCUGGUGGUUUUGCCGCUGCUAUCACAACACCAUUAGAUGUUUGUAAAACAUUAAUCAAUACACAAGAACGACAAGUUUUACAAUCAUCAAAACAACGUAUCAUUACAGGAUUAUUUGGUGCCAUAUCAACCAUUUAUAAAUGUUGUGGUGUGAAAGGAUAUUUUCAAGGUUUACAGGCACGUGUUCUUUAUUCAAUGCCUGCAACAGCAAUAUCAUGGUCAGUUUAUGAAUUUUUAAAAUACGUUUUACGUGAUAAAGGAAUGGAAAAUCUAACAAUGCCCACGACAACAUCUUCGACAUCAUCCUCGACAAUGAAAUCAACAACAGCAACAUCUUCAAGUAGUAGUAGUAGUAGUAGUACAGCAACAAAUUUAAAUUUAAAUUUAUCCAAUUUACCCAAAAUUCCUGUCACUGAAGAAUUAUCGGUCAAAUAAUUCCAAAUCCAUCCAUCCAUCGAUUCAGAUUAAUUCUCAACAACAGAAAACAAUCAAUUCUUGAAAAAAAUUGGCCUUUUG